This is a messenger RNA of Balaenoptera musculus (blue whale), 1589 nucleotides long. It is a transcript of the gene PPP6C, whose product is annotated as protein phosphatase 6 catalytic subunit. The coding region runs from base 121 to 1038 and encodes 305 amino acids. The transcript is spliced from 7 exons. Gene Ontology annotation, cellular component: cytoplasm. The record is from RefSeq and is a predicted model, not a curated record. Gene Ontology annotation, molecular function: protein serine/threonine phosphatase activity. Gene Ontology annotation, biological process: peptidyl-serine dephosphorylation; G1/S transition of mitotic cell cycle. NCBI's taxonomy places the organism in Eukaryota, Metazoa, Chordata, Mammalia, Artiodactyla, Balaenopteridae.
GUAGACGCGUCUCACGGGCCGGACGUGACGUAGGGAGGGUUCCGGCUUCGGCCUCCGCCGCUGCCGCCGCUAGCACAGCCGCGGACGCCGCUGCUGCCGUCGGGGCUUGUUAUUUCUAAAAUGGCGCCCCUGGACUUGGACAAGUAUGUGGAGAUAGCGCGGCUGUGCAAAUACCUGCCGGAGAACGACCUGAAGCGGCUGUGUGACUAUGUUUGUGACCUCCUCUUGGAAGAGUCAAAUGUCCAGCCAGUAUCAACACCAGUAACAGUGUGUGGAGACAUACACGGACAGUUUUAUGACCUUUGUGAACUAUUCAGAACUGGAGGUCAGGUUCCUGACACAAACUACAUAUUUAUGGGUGAUUUUGUAGACAGAGGUUACUAUAGUUUGGAGACCUUCACUUACCUUCUUGCACUAAAGGCUAAAUGGCCUGAUCGUAUUACACUUUUGCGAGGAAAUCAUGAGAGUAGACAGAUUACACAGGUGUAUGGAUUUUAUGAUGAGUGCCAAACCAAAUACGGAAACGCUAAUGCCUGGAGAUACUGUACCAAAGUUUUUGACAUGCUCACAGUAGCAGCUUUAAUAGAUGAGCAGAUUUUGUGUGUUCAUGGUGGUUUAUCUCCUGAUAUCAAAACACUGGAUCAAAUUCGAACCAUUGAACGGAAUCAGGAAAUUCCUCAUAAAGGAGCAUUUUGUGAUCUGGUUUGGUCGGAUCCUGAAGAUGUGGAUACUUGGGCAAUCAGUCCCCGAGGAGCAGGUUGGCUUUUUGGUGCAAAGGUCACAAAUGAGUUUGUUCAUAUCAACAACUUAAAACUCAUCUGCAGAGCACACCAACUAGUGCAUGAAGGCUAUAAAUUUAUGUUUGAUGAGAAGCUGGUAACAGUAUGGUCUGCUCCUAAUUACUGUUAUCGUUGUGGAAAUAUUGCUUCGAUCAUGGUCUUCAAAGAUGUAAAUACAAGAGAACCAAAGUUAUUCCGGGCAGUUCCAGAUUCAGAACGUGUUAUUCCUCCCAGGACAACGACGCCGUAUUUCCUUUGAGGCCUUCGCCCAUCCUGCUGACCCAUUUUUCUGUCCUCUUACCCCAACUUUCGUGUAUUACCCUCUACAAUAUACUUUUUAUUGAGCACUUUGCUGCUGAAAUGCUGCCUCUUGCCUUUUUUUUUAAUUUUAAAUUAUCUAAAUUUAUUGUUUGUUAUGGUGUCUAUAGCAAUGUUUUUCUAUCAGUUUUCUCCCCCGUCCCACCCCCGCCUUGGACUCAUUUGAGAAGACUUGAGAAAUGUCUUAAUACUCAGACUGCUGCAUGUAGCUCUUGCUUAUUUACUGGUCUAGGGGAAACAGGAUGUUUCCUUUUUUAAAAAAGCCAAUUGACAGAACAGACACUGAAAUACUCCUCCUUUUGUAUUAUUCAGUCUUUUGUUUUAGUUCGGUAAGUUUUAAGAAAUUUCAGCAGCAAAGUUGUUAUUCAGUGGGCACGAUGGACUGCAAAUGCCUCGAGUUAUGUAUACCUGUCCCAGCUGUAAACUUCAUUGUCCUUUGUUGGAUGAUAUUUUAAAUGGAUAUAAAAUAAAUUGGUCUAAAGGGCUGCCCUC